GUGAUAACGGCCCCCGUUAUCAAAAGCCGUCACAGCACUCACAAAUCGCCCACUCAUCUUACCAAUAUUAUCUCUCUUUUUUUAUUCCUGUCUCCUCCCUUCCUCUCUCUCUCUCUCUCUGUUAGGCGGCGCCACCCCUUGAGUCAAAUUCUUCAUUGACCAGACUCUAUAAAAUCACACCCUCUUCCUCCCCUUCCUCCCAGAAUACACAAAACCAUCAUCACCAUCGAUGCUUAACCCUAACCUUCACUGUACACUUAAUUUCUCGAGAAUCUUUACAAUUCACAUGUUUCACUAGCUCUAACGUAUUGUGAUUCUAGAUUAUUUCCUGGCGGGCAUUCAAGAGAAUGGCACCCAAGAAGCUUAAUGCCAGCAACAGUAGCUGUUUCAAGAAAACAAGUGGGGAUCAUGACAAGAAAGAGAUACAUUACAGGGGAGUGAGGAAGAGGCCGUGGGGGAGGUAUGCUGCUGAGAUAAGGGAUCCCGGGAAGAAAAGCCGGGUCUGGCUGGGUACUUUUGAUACGGCGGAGGAGGCUGCUAAAGCCUACGAUAAAGCGGCGCGUGAGUAUCGGGGUGCUAAGGCGAAGACCAACUUUCCUUUUUCCGGGGAGGUGGUUAAUUAUGACGAUGAUAAGCAGAGUUCUAGCCAGAGCAGCACCGUUGAGUCGUCGAGCUCUCCGGUUGUUUCUGCUGCGGUGACCCGCCAGGUUGGCGGUGGAGGAGCGGGCGGGGUUGUGGGGAUGGGAGCGUUUCCUUUUGUGUACCAGCAGCAGCAAUUAUUUCCUGGCGGGCAUUCAAGAGAAUGGCACCCAAGAAGCUUAAUGCCAGCAACAGUAGCUGUUUCAAGAGAACAAGUGGGGAUCAUGACAAGACAGAGAUACAUUACAGGGGAGUGA
This is a messenger RNA of Populus euphratica (Euphrates poplar), 896 nucleotides long. RefSeq names its product ethylene-responsive transcription factor 4-like. Gene Ontology annotation, biological process: regulation of DNA-templated transcription. The record is from RefSeq and is a predicted model, not a curated record. NCBI's taxonomy places the organism in Eukaryota, Viridiplantae, Streptophyta, Magnoliopsida, Malpighiales, Salicaceae. Gene Ontology annotation, molecular function: DNA-binding transcription factor activity; DNA binding. The transcript has 2 exons. The coding region runs from base 348 to 896 and encodes 182 amino acids.